This is a messenger RNA of Nerophis lumbriciformis (worm pipefish), 2211 nucleotides long. NCBI's taxonomy places the organism in Eukaryota, Metazoa, Chordata, Actinopteri, Syngnathiformes, Syngnathidae. The record is from RefSeq and is a predicted model, not a curated record.
AUGAAUGACACGCAUAACAACAGGACUUCCCUGGUGAAAGGCGCCAAAGACAUUGCAAAGGAAGCCAAGAGGCAAGCCGGCAAGAACUUCAACAAGGCGGUGGACCGCGCCUCGGAUGAAUACUCUGCGCACCGCAGCUACAAUCGAUUCCAGAACGAUGAGGAUGAAGAGAAUGAUUACAAUUCCUACGGACAAGCGGACAGGCGCUAUGGCGACAACGCGGCCAAUGACGAAGACGGGGCGUCUAGCGAUGCCACGGAGGGCCACGACGAUGAAGACGAGGUCUACGAAGGCGAGUACCAAGGCGUGCCUGCCUACCAAGACGGGAAACCGCGGGAUGGACAGAUACCCCUGGGCCAGCCGGUGGGUGACGGUCCAAAGAGCUGUAAGGAACUGGAGGACGAGCGGCAGGCCGACGAGGAGGAAUUGGCGCAGCAGUAUGAGCUCAUCAUGCAGGAGUGCGGCCACGGGAGGUUCCAGUGGCAGCUCUUCUUCGUGCUGGGCCUGGCGCUCAUGUCGGAUGGCGUCGAGGUCUUCGUGGUGGGAUUCGUCCUGCCCAGCGCCGAGACGGACAUGUGUGUGCCCAACUCCGGGGCCGGAUGGCUCGGCAGCAUCGUGUACCUGGGGAUGAUGUUCGGCGCCUUCUUUUGGGGCGGUCUGUCGGAUAAAUUGGGCCGCAAACAGUGCUUGCUGAUAUCCUUGUCGACCAACGGCUUCUUCGCCUUCCUCUCCUCCUUCGUGCAAGGCUACAGCACUUUCCUCUUCUGCCGCAUGCUGUCGGGAUUCGGGAUUGGAGGCGCAGUGCCCAUCGUGUUUUCAUAUUUUGCUGAGGUGUUGGCCCGAGAGAAGCGUGGCGAGCACUUGAGCUGGCUCUGUAUGUUCUGGAUGAUCGGCGGCAUUUACGCCUCAGCCAUGGCGUGGGCCAUCAUCCCGCAUUAUGGUUGGAGUUUCAGCAUGGGCUCAGCUUACCAGUUCCACAGCUGGCGAGUGUUUGUGGUUGUGUGUGCUCUGCCUUGCGUCUCAGCGGUAGUGGCGCUCACCUUCAUGCCUGAGAGCCCUCGCUUCUUCUUACAGAGGGGCAAACACGAUGAGGCCUGGAUGGUCCUAAAGCACAUCCACGACACCAACAUGCGAGCUCGUGGAGAGCCCGAGAGAGUCUUCACCGUCAACCGGAUAAAGAUCCCUAAGCUACUGGAUGGGCUGGUGGAAAUGCAGAGCGAGUCGGCCAAUCCGGUGGUUAAGGUUCUUUCAAAAGUAAAGACAGAGAUCCGAGGGAUCUGUUCCACUUUCAUGAAAUGCUUUGACUACCCGGUAAAAGACAACACCAUAAAAUUAGCAGCAGUUUGGUUUACGCUUUCCUUCGGCUUCUACGGGCUGUCCGUGUGGUUCCCCGACGUAAUCAAGCACCUGCAGGCCGACGAAUACGCCUCCCGGGUGAAGAUCCACACCAACGAACGCAUUGAAGACUUCACCUUCAACUUCACGCUGGAAAACCAGAUCCACAGAAAUGGCGUUUUCCUCAACGACAGGUUCAUCAGCAUGAAGUUUAAGGCGGUUUCUUUUGUCAACUCCUCUUUUCUCAACUGCUACUUUGAGGACGUCUCCUCCGUGGGCUCCUCCUUCAAAAACUGCACCUUUAUCGACUCCUUCUUUUACAACACAGAUAUCGACGACGCCAAGCUGACAAACUCAAAGGUGGUCAACAGCUCCUUCCACCACAACAAGACAGGCUGUCAGAUGACCUUCGAUGAUGACUACAGCGCCUACUGGGUCUACUUUGUUAACUUUCUCGGAACGCUAGCUGUUCUGCCCGGCAACAUCGUCUCCGCCCUCCUCAUGGACAAAAUAGGCCGCCUCAGCAUGCUGGGGGGCUCCAUGGUGCUGUCGGGCAUCAGCUGCUUCUUCCUGUGGUUCGGCACCAGCGAAUCCAUGAUGAUCUUCAUGCUAUGCCUCUACAACGGCCUGAGCAUCUCUGCUUGGAACUCCCUGGAUGUGGUCACCACAGAGCUGUACCCCACUGACAGGAGAGGCACAGGCUUUGGUUUCUGCAACGCCCUGUGCAAGCUGGCAGCUGUGCUGGGCAACCUGAUAUUUGGCUCCCUGGUGGGCAUCACCAAGGCUAUCCCCAUCCUGCUGGCGUCAUGCGUGCUGGUCUGCGGCGGACUGGUGGGCCUGCGGCUGCCCGACACGCGCGCCAACGUUCUCAUGUAA